Aspergillus versicolor CBS 583.65 is the source of this 2877-nucleotide messenger RNA. RefSeq names its product SET and WW domain protein (gene set2). The record is from RefSeq and is a predicted model, not a curated record. Lineage: Eukaryota; Fungi; Ascomycota; Eurotiomycetes; Eurotiales; Aspergillaceae. The coding region runs from base 1 to 2877 and encodes 958 amino acids. Gene Ontology annotation, cellular component: chromatin; nucleus; chromosome. The transcript has 4 exons. Gene Ontology annotation, molecular function: protein binding; histone H3K36 methyltransferase activity. Gene Ontology annotation, biological process: regulation of DNA-templated transcription.
AUGUCAACUCAUGACAACGCGGACCCUCAGUCAGAAUCUGUUGCCGAUGGAGUCACAGCGAUGAAACUGGAGCCGUCAAAUAAUCUCUCCGAUGCUCCGAUUCUCAACGGUGGAGGGGCUGCAAUGAAGCCCGACCCCCAAGCCGCGUCGCCAGAUCCUGGGAUAAAGAGCGAACGAGAUACCACAUCCCUAGCGAAAUCUCGAUCCUCCUCCCGCACUCCGCCCAAGAGCGAAAAUUCGGAAACAGCUGAAGGGGAUCUGAAGGGAGAGAGGGAAGAUGAUCUGUCCGGUACGGAAAGGGUUGGAGGUGGUAUCACCGUCAAAUUGGAACCGGGACAACCCCCAAAGUUGACUCGUAACUCCUCACAAAAGGUCAUUCCGCGACCACCACGGCUUUUUCUGGAUCUGCCCGACAGUACCAAGGAAGCUCAAAAGACAUUCGAAGUGAUUGAAGCUUGCCAGUAUGCCAAUAAAUACAUGGGUUAUACGGAACAUGCAAUGGAGUGUGAUUGUGCGGAAGAAUGGGAUACCACUAGUGCUACGAAUCGAGCUUGUGGGGAGGACUCGGACUGCAUCAACCGCGCGACAAAGAUUGAGUGCAUGGGCGACUGCGGCUGUGGACCCGAUUGCCAGAACCAACGAUUUCAGCGAGGAGAAUAUGCGCGCGUGGCUGUAAUCAAGACCGACAAGAAGGGCUACGGCCUCCGCGCGGAACAGGAUCUGCGGCCGCAUCAGUUCAUUUUCGAGUACGUCGGGGAGGUCAUUAAUGAAGGUCCGUUCCAUCGCCGCAUGAGGCAGUAUGACGGAGAGGGGAUCAAACAUUUUUACUUCAUGUCCCUCAGCAAGGGCGAAUUCGUGGACGCAACUAAGAAGGGAAAUCUUGGGCGUUUUUGCAAUCACUCUUGCAAUCCCAACUGUUAUGUCGAUAAGUGGGUUGUUGGAGAGAAACUCCGCAUGGGCAUUUUUGCUGAACGCCAUAUCCAAGCCGGCGAAGAGCUAGUUUUCAAUUACAAUGUGGAUCGGUAUGGGGCAGACCCCCAGCCAUGUUACUGCGGUGAACCCAACUGCACGGGAUUUAUUGGUGGGAAGACUCAGACAGAGCGGGGAACGAAGUUGUCAAAUGCGACAAUCGAAGCCCUUGGCAUUGAUGAUGCCGAUGGGUGGGAUACUGCCGUUGCAAAGCGGCCGCGGAAGAAGAAGAUGGGCGAAGACGAUGAAGAAUACGUGGACAGUGUGCAACCCAAAUCAUUGGAUGAGAGUGGGGUUACGAAAGUCAUGGCGGCUCUUAUGCAGUGCAAGGAGAAGUGGAUUGCGGUCAAGCUUCUUGGACGCAUUCAACGUUGUGAUGAUGAACGUGUGCGCAACCGGGUAGUGAAAAUGCAUGGAUAUCAGAUCCUCAACUCUCAACUCAGCAUGUGGAAGGACGAUUAUAACGUUGUGCUACAAAUUUUGGACAUCCUGGACAAGUUUCCCCGCCUAACGCGGAAUAAAAUCAUUGAUUCGAAAAUUGAGUCAACGAUUCAACCGCUCACCAGCUGCGGUGAUGAAAGAGUCGAGCAAAGGGCGACUGUGCUGUUGCAACUCUGGUCGACCUUGGAAGUCGGUUACCGCAUUCCCCGUAUGAAGCGGGACCCCAAUGCCUCUACGCCGGCUGUCAGUCAGUUUCAGCGACGAGAGAAUGUCUCAGACGAGCGGCAGCAACGGUCUAAAUCGCGAUCUCGAUCUCGAUCAAUCGAGGCUCCUCGCGGGCCAGCAGCGCAAAAACGGGGUGGUGGCCAAGGUCCAAGAAACCCACACCACCAUCAUGGCCCUCGCCCGUUCCGCCGACGAUUCGAACCCCUUCCACAGGGAUGGUAUGCGGCGGAGUCGAAUGGCAGGACAUACUACUAUUCCGCUCGGGGCGAUACUACCUGGACACGACCGACAAAGCCGGCACCUCAACCGCCACCGCCACCGAAAGAGUCGAGAGACAAAGCACUUCAAAAUAUCAUUGACGGUAUCAUGAACGCAAAGGAGCAGACCCCCAAGGAGAAGAGUGGCACUCCUGCUACCCCUCAGCCAUCCAAGCAUACACCAGAGAGCAAGGAUGGACAAGAAAAGUGGAAGAACUAUAGUGAAGAAAAGCAGAAAAAGCUCUACGAAAACACGUUGUUUCCCCACAUAAAAUAUGUCGUUGAUAAGUUUAAGCACAAGCUUCCAAAAGAUGAUCUUAAACGAUACGCGAAAGAUGUAGCCAAAAAGCUAGUUAACUCAGAUUUCAAAAACAAUCGAGUUGAGAAUCCCACGAAGAUCGAUGACAAACAACAGAAGAAAGUCAAAAAGUUCUGUAAAGAGUUCUUCGACAAGGCUGUUGCUAAGCAUCAGGCCCACGAACAGCGCAAAUCCCAGAAAGCUCCAAAAGAACACGGAACGUCUGCGACACCCGCUGGUGGCCAGAGUGAUGGCGAGGAAGGAACUCCAGAUGUGAAGAUGUCAGACGAUGAAAGUAGUAUGGAAAAGGCCGGGGCUGGUGUUAAACGAAAGAGAGACGCACUUGGCGUCGGUAAUGGGGAUGCCCUGGACGAGACACCAACUUCGUCAACUAAGCGACAUCGGUCGUCAACUCCACCACCUCCUCCGCCUGCCAUGGCCCCCAACGAUGACGAUGACAACGAUGACGACUUGAGCAUCAAGAGCGAUGAGCCUGACGCUGACGCUGACGCUGACGAGGUUGUUCUGGUCGGCAACCCAACACCACCUCCUCCGCCUCCUCCACCUCCGCAAGAAGAUGCCGACCCCCCAGACGCAAGUACAGACACGAACAGACACGACUUCGAAGGAUACAGCCAAAUGAACCGAUCUCAUCAGACUCAUAUCGGCAUCGAGGGGAAUGUAUAG